AUGGUCGCUUGGAGCGACCUCCUGACCGAAGCAGUUUACUCCGUCGUUCUUCGAGAAAAGCCGCACCAUGGCCCUAGCCUCAUCUCCUACGUUUGGGGCGGCAUUAGCUGUGGCCGGCUUCUGGCACUCUUAGCUGUCGGAGAGGUGAUGACGCAUUUCGGCAACCGCACCUCGUACUUGAUCGCAACGCCCAUGGCCGUCUUGUCGCUGCUGGUGCCACUGAUGAAUCUUCCCCAGGAGACCCGGUCGAGAGCUCGCUGUGGAGCCAAGUUGGCUGGGUCUGAGCUACCGCUGGCCAUUGUCGCCUUCAUCACGGGCUGCGGAACCCUGGGCCUGGCCUUGCUUUCCAUUUUUGGAGGGAGCCUUCAGACGAAGGUCUUUGCUGCGGCAUGCUUGGCUGUUUUAGCCCUGGGCCUGGUCUCCUGCGCGCUCUCCCCCAUCAUCGCGAAGAUGAAUGCGUUCUUCUUCAUCCAGAACAUCUGUUCCUUUGGCAUCGGAGGCAUCUCGUGGGAUGUGUUGAACUUUGGUUUCGGUGCUGGCUAG
This is a messenger RNA of Symbiodinium sp. CCMP2456, 543 nucleotides long. The record is from the annotation of a GenBank genome assembly. NCBI's taxonomy places the organism in Eukaryota, Dinophyceae, Suessiales, Symbiodiniaceae.